AUGUCAGUGAAGAUUGCUACCAAGACGCAGGUGGAAACCGUUUUAGACAAGUACGAUACAUUUCUAUUUGAUUGUGACGGUGUUUUAUGGUUAGGUAACCAUCUUUUGCCCAGCGUCGUGGAGACUCUGACUCUUCUGCGGUCGCAUGGUAAAAAGGUUAUUUUCGUGACAAAUAAUUCAACAAAGUCCAGAGCAGACUAUGUGCAUAAGUUUGAAAAGUUCGGUAUCAAGGCUUCCAGUGACGAGAUCUUCAGUAGUUCCUAUGCUACCGCUGUUUAUGUGGACAGUAUCUUGAAACUUCCAAAGGACAAGAAGGUCUGGGUUCUUGGUGGUUCAGGUAUUCAAGAUGAACUGAAGUUGGUUGGAUACGAGUCAAUUGGCGGAUCGGAUCCAACUUACAACAAAGAGUUAGAUUUAGACGAUCCAGAGUCUCCGAUCUAUCAUCUGGAUCCACAGGUCGGGGCUGUUGUUGUUGGAUUAGAUACUAAGAUCAACUACUUCAAAUCUGCCGUUACUAUGCAGUAUUUGAACAAUCCAGAGAUUCCGUUUUUGGCUACCAACAUCGAUUCUACAUACCCUCAUAAGGGUCUGAAACUUCCCGGAGCAGGAACUUGUGUCGAAACUAUUGCGUGUGCCUCCGGUAGAAAGCCGUUGACGAGCUGUGGAAAGCCAAAUCCAAGUAUGAUGGAUGCGAUUGUUAAAGCGCAUAAAAUAGAUAGAAGUCGGUCGAUCAUGGUCGGAGACCGGUUGAACACCGAUAUGAAGUUUGGAAGAGAAGGCGGACUGGCAACAUUGCUUGUUCUGACUGGAAUUGAGACCGUGCAAACUCUCAACCAGCUGGAAAAAGACGUGCAACCAACUUACUACUCCGAAAAAUUGGGCGAUCUUUUCGAGCUGCUGCAAUAA
This is a messenger RNA of Ogataea philodendri, 906 nucleotides long. RefSeq lists its product as uncharacterized. Gene Ontology annotation, molecular function: alkaline phosphatase activity; phosphoglycolate phosphatase activity. The transcript has a single exon. Bases 1 to 906 code for a protein of 301 amino acids. Lineage: Eukaryota; Fungi; Ascomycota; Pichiomycetes; Pichiales; Pichiaceae. The record is from RefSeq and is a predicted model, not a curated record.